Messenger RNA from Salvia splendens (bonfire salvia), 1332 nucleotides. RefSeq names its product gibberellin 20 oxidase 2. Lineage: Eukaryota; Viridiplantae; Streptophyta; Magnoliopsida; Lamiales; Lamiaceae. The record is from RefSeq and is a predicted model, not a curated record. Bases 7 to 1077 code for a protein of 356 amino acids. The transcript has 3 exons.
UCUCAAAUGGAUUCCAACGAUGCAUUCAACAUCCUUCUCAAUCCAAAUUUGUCCCAAAAUCUACAAAAAUUCACUUGGCCAAAAGAGGAAAACACCUCCUCAAAUCAAGAACUCAACGAGCCAAUCAUCGACCUCGAGGGCUUCCACGGGGGCAGCGCGGCCGAGACAGCCGGAACCACUGACCUCAUUCGAGCCGCUUGCCUCGGCCACGGCUUGUUCCAAGUGAUCAACCAUGGCGUCGAUUUGGACCUCAUAAAAUCCGUAAAUGAUCACGUAAAUUUAUUCUUUAAUCUCCCAAAAGAGACACAAAUGAGGGUUCAUAGGCUUCCCGGCAAAAUUUGGGGCUAUUCUUUUGCACAUGCAGAUCGUUUCUCUUUGAAGCUUCCAUGGAAAGAAAUAUUUUCUUGCAUUUUUCGUGAAGAUGGCCAUGAUUCGGAGGAAACCCUUUUUUUCGAAACGGCGUUUGGUCAAGAAUUUGAGAAGAUAAGAUUGGAUUUCCAAAAUUAUGGUCAUGCCAUGAAAAAAUUGUCUCUAACCAUAAUGGAGAUAUUAGGGAUGAGUUUGGGGGUUGAUAAACAACACUAUAAAGAUUUUUUUGAAGAUGGUAGCUCUAUAUUGAGAUUCAACUUCUACCCUCCAUGCCAAGAGCCAGACCAAACCCUUGGCACUGGACCUCACUGUGAUCCCACUGCUCUCACCAUUCUUUACCAAGAUCAAGUUAGAGGUCUCGAGGUCUUAGACGACGGCCUAUGGAAGUCAGUGAGGCCAAGACCCGAUGCCCUAGUCGUCAGUCUUGGCGACACUUUCUCUGCCUUAGCAAAUGGAGUAUACAAGAGCUGCCCACAUAGAGCUGUUGUGAACAAAUCAAUGGGGAGAAUUUCAAUGGUGUAUUUCUUGCUCCCUGCAGAAGAGAAAGUGAUUAAGCCUCCCAAAAAUCUAGUGAGCUCAGAGAGGCUGAGACAAUAUCCAGAUUUCAAGUGGUCUGAUUUCCACAAUUUCACACAAAACCAUUAUAGGGUUGAUCUUGCAACACUCCAAAAUUUUAGUAAAUGGUUCAUUUCCCACCAACCAACCUAAACCCUAGCUACCUACCUAGGGAUUUUAGGGUUUCUAGACUCUUGUCACCCCACCACCUUAUUCAUGCAAUUAUUAAACAUUGUAUUUGGUGUGUGUCUAGCUACCUAGCUAGCUCCAUUGUUUGUUCUAUGAUAUGAUUCAUCGUGUUUUUAUCUGCAAAUACAGUGUUCCUUAGGAGAUGCUAAUCUUUUGUUUAGAUUCUGGAAUAGUCUUAUGUUAUGUUGCAAGUUGUUUGAGCUUUUCUCAUGUUUUGGA